AUGCACGAGUCCUUGAAGCUGUUUGACAGCAUCUGCAACAACAAAUGGUUCACAAACACCUCCAUCAUUCUCUUUCUCAACAAGAUGGACAUAUUUGAGGAGAAAAUUAAGAAAUCUCCCUUAAGUAUCUGCUUCCCAGAGUAUACAGGUUCAGACAAGUUCAUGGAAGCGGUGGGCUACAUUCAGUCCCAGUACGAGAGUAAGAACAAGUCAGUCGACAAGGAGAUCUACUCGCACAUCACCUGUGCUACAGACACAAACAACAUUCAGUUUGUCUUCGAUGCUGUCACUGAUGUCAUCAUCGCUAACAACCUGCGCUUCUGUGGCCUUUACUAACCCACAGUGAUACCCAGCUCUUUCACAACCCCUGAAUACAGUGCCAACUGUUGUCAGAUAUGUGACAUUUUGUCUUUGUUUUAUACUUCUAAAUGCCUCCAGUUGUGUCCAUCUCUGAUAGUUCUCACAGAGCUUUUCUUUAAUUUAUGUGGUAAAUUUAAACCGUAGGUCUGAACUCAACUAUUAAUUUUUGUACA
This is a messenger RNA of Sinocyclocheilus anshuiensis, 533 nucleotides long. RefSeq names its product G protein alpha o subunit-like. The record is from RefSeq and is a predicted model, not a curated record. Gene Ontology annotation, biological process: G protein-coupled dopamine receptor signaling pathway; adenylate cyclase-modulating G protein-coupled receptor signaling pathway. Gene Ontology annotation, molecular function: guanyl nucleotide binding; G protein-coupled serotonin receptor binding; corticotropin-releasing hormone receptor 1 binding. Gene Ontology annotation, cellular component: heterotrimeric G-protein complex; cytoplasm. NCBI's taxonomy places the organism in Eukaryota, Metazoa, Chordata, Actinopteri, Cypriniformes, Cyprinidae. The coding region runs from base 1 to 336 and encodes 111 amino acids. The transcript has 2 exons.